CUGAUUUCAAACUGUAAAACGGGCGUGCAUUUCUGUUUGGUGGAGAUUGUUCUGGAAGUUUGUUGGUUCUGGUCUUACAUUUAACUGUUAUAUUCGAGAAUUCGCAUACGAAAAGCGAAAAUGGCGGCGGCAAUGGCAUUCGAUGAGUACGGGAGACCGUUCAUCAUCGUCAGAGAUCAGGAAAGUAAAUCUCGGUUAAGUGGACUGGAAGCAAUUAAAUCUCAUAUUUUAGCAGCUAAAACUGUAGCCUACACUGUCCGUACAUCGCUUGGACCAAAUGGCCUAGACAAGAUGAUGGUGUCUCCAGAUGGAGAAGUCACUGUGACAAAUGAUGGAGCCACUAUUUUAGAUAAAAUGGACGUUAACCACCAAAUUGCUAAAUUAAUGGUGGAACUGUCAAAAUCUCAGGAUGACGAAAUUGGAGAUGGGACAACAGGGGUUGUUGUUCUGGCUGGGGCUUUAUUGGAACAUGCAGAACAGUUGAUUGAUCGCGGAAUUCAUCCGAUUCGAAUUGCUGAUGGUUACGAGGCAGCCAUGCAUGUUGCAAUUAAAAAAUUAGAUGAAAUCGCUGACGUUUUCAAAGUUGAUCCAAACGAUUCAGAAAAUUUAGUCAGAGUUGCUAUGACAACAUUGGGGUCUAAAAUCGUUAACAAGUGUCAUCACCAAUUUGCUAAAAUUGCUGUCGAUGCAGUCAUGGCUGUCGCAGAUUUCAAACGUAAAGAUGUCGAUUUUGAAUUGAUCAAAGUAGAAGCGAAACAAGGAGGAAAAUUAGAAGACAGUCAACUCAUCAAAGGUGUUCUUGUUGACAAGGAUAUGAGUCACCCACAGAUGCCGAAAGUCAUCAAAGGUGCCAAACUGGCUAUCCUAACUUGUCCAUUUGAACCCCCAAAACCUAAAACCAAGCAUAAGCUCGAUGUUACUUCUGUGGAAGACUACAAACAGUUGCAAGAAUAUGAAAAAAAGAAGUUCCAUGAAAUGAUAAAGCAGGUGAAAGAUACUGGAGCAAAUUUAGCAAUCUGCCAGUGGGGAUUUGAUGAUGAAGCUAAUCAUUUAUUACUGCAGAAUGAAUUGCCUGCUGUUCGAUGGGUAGGCGGACCAGAAAUUGAGCUGAUUGCCAUAGCAACUGGGGGUAGAAUCGUACCUCGAUUUUCAGAGCUCACUCCUGAGAAAUUAGGUCAUGCUGGACUUGUUCGAGAGUUGUCAUUUGGAACUACGAAAGAUAAAAUGUUGGUUAUUGAAGAAUGUAAAAAUACAAAAGCAGUAACCAUUUUCCUUCGUGGUGGAAAUAAAAUGAUUGUCCAAGAAGCCAAGCGUUCUGUUCAUGAUGCUCUGUGUGUAAUUCGAAAUCUUGUUCGUGAUAAUCGUGUUGUGUACGGAGGAGGUGCUUGUGAAAUCGCCUGCGCAGUUGCAGUGUCUAAAGAAGCUGAAUUAAACCCAUCUUUGGAGCAAUACGCUAUGCGUGCCUACGUACAAGCACUUGAGUCUGUGCCCCUUGCAUUAGCAGAAAAUAGUGGUUUGAAUCCAAUUCAGACCCUUUCUGAUGUUCGUUCCAAACAAGUGAAUGAAAGUAACUCGAAUCUUGGAAUCGAUUGUUUAAACAAAGGCACAAAUGACAUGAAGGAGCAACAUGUUAUUGAAACGCUUGUAGGAAAGAAACAACAAAUCUCACUUGCAACACAACUUGUACGAAUGAUUCUGAAAAUUGAUGAUGUCAGAUCACCUGGUGAACAACAGUAGAUUUCUCACCACACAUCGAUGCGUCUUGCUCUUUCCUCAAAUAUCAAAUGCACAAUUGUACCACCUUUCCUAUUAAAUGGACUUCAAUGGUAGAAGUGCUAUAUGGUUAUCAGAAAUUUAAACAAAGUUUAACAGGAAAUUAAAUAUGUUAUCAAGAAAGUGAACCAAGCAUCGUAUCAGAAACACUAAAUUAUAACUUUUUUGAAGUGUAUUCAUUGUUAUUUCAAUUAGGAGGAAUUGCGGACCCAAUCCUCGUUAGAUGGUUGCAUGAAUUUUCUCACAUCUGUUUGAAUUAUUCUACUUUAGUCAUCUGAUUAGGUAUGGCCAAACUGUGUUUUCUUGAAUGUUCCUUGUUCAACUUUUGGCCAGCUGUAACAUGAUAUUUUGUAUUGUUGCUCUAGGUAAAUUGAAAGACUUGUUCCAUCUUUUUCGCAUGAUUUGUUAUUAAAAUGUAGACAAAAAUGAA
Styela clava is the source of this 2203-nucleotide messenger RNA. Its product is annotated as T-complex protein 1 subunit epsilon-like. The record is from RefSeq and is a predicted model, not a curated record. Gene Ontology annotation, biological process: protein folding. Lineage: Eukaryota; Metazoa; Chordata; Ascidiacea; Stolidobranchia; Styelidae. Gene Ontology annotation, molecular function: ATP hydrolysis activity; ATP binding; ATP-dependent protein folding chaperone.